UCCUUUCGGUUGGUUGUUUGUGUAUCGUCCUCUGCAUUCCUUGUCCUGGUACUUGGUUCUUGGCUCGAAUCUAUAAUCUCCUCCGACAGCUCCAUAUCUGCAUCUUUGUCUGGUUGAUUCACGCUUGAUUGCGAACCUGUUUCCUUAAUUGAACUGCUUGCUCUUAAUUGUAAUUUACUUGUUACGUUACUCUCCUCGUCAUUCUCUGUCUCUAUCAUGUCCUCUAUACUAUCCAAAAACUCGGCUCCUUGCUCUUCCUUUCUCGUUCGUUUUGCCACUCUCCUUACGAUAUGGGUUGAAUCUAUUCCCCCGUCCGAUCGGGGGAAUUUCUGACAUCGUCCAGCUGUUCCUUUUGUUCGGUCAACUUUAUGAUCCUCAAAACUGUGACAACUCAACUACCCCGCGCUUGCUAUAACCUCUUAACCAGAGAUAAAUUACUCGAUCACUCUGUGCGUCCGAUCGCUAGCACGGUCGGAACGCGACUCCAAGGACUUUCAAUUCUAACUUUGUAGGUUAGCUAGAGUAACGCAACGCAUACACGCAAACGCAUACGGAAAAGAUACAGAAAAAUGCGGAAGAGCGCUGAUUGGCUGUUCAAUUCACGCAUUCUCUGUUCCGCACGUCGAUUUCCGUAUCAUGGAAUCGCACCCUAAGGGUGCCGUGUAACGUACUCAGUACCUAUCUUUAUUGGGUUGGAAAUCUGAACGAACGUACCUCAAAGGGUUGUUUAUAUUUUUAUCGAUAAAAUUCCGAGUGUUUAGAAUUUAUGUGUAUAAUUUUAUAAUAUCGGAAAAAAAUAAAAUUUUUGAAAACUGCUAUGGAUAGACAUUAUACAAAUUACUUUGAAGAUUAUUCAACUUCUGUCAGUCACAAUGUAAUCAACAAUGAUUUUCAUAUGAUUCAUAAUGAAUUUACAUUAUUAUUAACAUCAGAAAUAAAAAAGUUAAUGAAGAUAUUGAAAGAAAAUGAAACAAAGUGGUAUAACAAUAGUGAUUGUUCUGUAUAUACUGGAUCAGCAGGAAUUGCAUUUACAUUUUAUCAUUAUGGAAAAUAUUACAAUGACUCUGCGUACAUCAAAGCAGCAACAGAAUUAUAGAAAUGUAUUGCAGAUUUCAAAAGCAGGCAUAAGACAACUUUUUUGACUGGAAUUGUAGGUCCAUAUGCAUUAGCAGCUGUAAUAUUUUAUUCGCAGGGAAAGAAAGAGGAAAUGAAACAAUUAAUUUCUAAGUUGAAGUCUUUAUCUAAUUAUGUUUUGGACCAACAUAAUGAUGUUCCUGAUGAAUUAUUAUAUGGAAGAGCUGGAUAUUUAGCUGGUUUGCUUUAUGUAAAUGCAAAUAUAUCUCCAGCUCCUAUAGAAGCAGAUCUAAUAACAAAGGUUAUUUCUUAUAUAAUAAAAUCUGGUAUAUCUUAUUCUUCAACAAAUCAUUGUCAAUCACCUUUAAUGUAUUCUUGGCAUGAUAAAGAAUAUAUUGGUGGUGCUCAUGGAUUAGCUGGCAUAUUAUAUUUAUUAUUGCAGGCACGACAGUAUUUAACACAAGUACAAAUUGACAAUUAUUUAAAACCAUCCUUAUACUAUCUUCAAAGAUUGCAAUUUUCUUCAGGAAAUUUCCCUUCUUCGAUAGGAAAUCCUUCUGACAAAUUAGUUCAAUGGUGUCACGGAGCACCUGGAAUAUCUAUGUUGUUCUGUUUGGCUCAUAAGAUAUUUGAGGAUAGCACAUUUCUAGACACUGCAAUACGAUGUGGAGAAAUAACAUGGGAAAGAGGAUUACAAAAGGGAUACAGCAUCUGUCAUGGUGUUGGGAAUGGUUAUACUUUUAUAUAUUUAUUUCAACAAACAAAGGACAUUAAGUACUUGUAUCGAGCUUAAUUUGCUGAAUGGUGUUUUCAUUAUGGCUCAUAUCAAAAUCGAUGUCCUGAUAGGCCUUUUCUUUGUUUGAAGGUAAGUAUAUUCAGUAAUAUAAAUUUAACAUGUAACGUAUUGUUAGUUGUAACUUCCCACUCAUAG
This is a messenger RNA of Nylanderia fulva, 2005 nucleotides long. NCBI's taxonomy places the organism in Eukaryota, Metazoa, Arthropoda, Insecta, Hymenoptera, Formicidae. The record is from RefSeq and is a predicted model, not a curated record.